AUGACGUCAUAUAGUACGGCGUGGAUUCGUAAGCUACGGAAAUCAGAUUUGGAAUGGGAACUGGCCCGUAUAAACCUGUCAACAGAAGGCGCUCGGGAAGAAUUACGAAGGAGGCUUACCGAGUAUGUAAGGGCCCAUCCCGAACAGUAUAUUAGGGUAAAUUGGAUUUUUCAGUUGGACGAAGUUACAUUGAAAGCCGAGCUGGAGGAUUGCGGGUUGGAUGUAACUGGGUCUAAAGAGGAUUUAACACUCCGCUUAUUCCAGUAUGUUCGCGACCAUCCAGAGGAGUUUUUAAAAUUUCCUUCCGAUUUAGGGGAAAUAAGUCAGGGGGUUGAAGGCCGCAGACCUCUCCCAUUAGACACCGUCUGGAAAUUGGGCUUGAAAUUUACGCCGGACGAUAGUGUGCAUACCUUCUUUGAAAGGCUGGGAGAAUUGAAAUUAGCAUAUGACGUCAGUGAUGAAUCUAUGGUACGCGCGGUACCCGUGCUACUGAAAGGUCAAGCUGUAUUGUGGUUUCGAAAUAAUCAGAGUACUUGGGAUACCUGGGAAGAUUUCCUUAUUAAUUUUAAGGAUAGGUAUCUCCCCGCAGAGAUAGAUGAUGUCCUUACGGAGGAAAUUCGGGUGAGGACCCAAGGGGCCGACGAAUCAGUCGCUGAUUAUGUAACCGCCAUUAGGACGUUAAUGAGACGCCUCACUAAAGCGCCGACCCCUGCAGAACAACUGCGAUUGUUGAUGAAGAAUCUCCGUCCAGAAGUGCGAUUGUAUAUACGAGAUUGUGACGUAAAUUCGUUUGCGGAACUAUUGGCUAUGGGUAAACAGUAUGAACAGUAUAAGCGGGAAAAGGAAAGGUUUAGGCCUCCGCCCGAUAUCGCUCAAGCUUUGAUCCCCGAAGUAGCGUACCGACCUAAGAAGUCGGGAACAGUGAAAAAACUGACGCUUUUGAAUUCGGCUACGAAGCCUGAUUCGAAAGGCAAAGACAGGCAGGCUGGGAGGCAGACUUCCACUCCACUGGCCAGCCGGACUAAGACGUGUUGGAAUUGUAAUAAACCUGGCCAUUUCUUUUCGCAGUGUAAGCAGAGUAAGAGGACAUUCUGUCAUAUAUGUGGGAGGCCGGACACAAUAGCGGCGACGUGUGGCUGUCAAAGGCCGAGGACAACUGGGAGGAACAGAAGUCAACAGGAUUCAGCUGCGUCCUCUCCGCAGCGGGUGGGGACUCUGUCCCGAAAGACAAGGGAGUAUCACAGAAGGGACGGGGACGCUACAGGACAACAUCACAACGACUGGAAUCUCUAUUUACGAGAAUUUGCGUAUGCCCUGAAUACCGCCGUGCAUUCGGCAACGGACUAUACGCCGGCCUACCUGAACCUGGACAGAGAGCUGAAACUGCCUAGCGUGAUGGACGCUUCGGAAGGAUCUCCGGAGCUGGACCCUACUCUUCCACAGGAAUGGGCUGAAAAAAUUUCGGCGCUUCGAGACAUAUAUCUCUUGGUACGAGAUAACUUAGAAGAAGCGUAUGAGAAAGCGAGUCGCCGAUAAAACUUGCGACGUAGGGACUCGGUAUUUAAGGUAGGAGAUUCCGUACUAAGAAAAAACUAUGCCUCGCGCUCAGCGGGCGAAAAGGUUACCGCCGGUUUAUUGCCUAAGUAUCUUGGUCCUUAUACAGUUAAAAGACGAAUUUCGGCCGUAACGUAUGGGCUAGAAUCCAGAAAUGGCAAGGCCUUAGGCCGAUGGCGUAUUAAAGACUUAAAGCCCUACCAUGGUAGAUUAUAGGAUGACCGCGGGCUUUGUCAGAAAUCCUGUGAGUAAGAAGUCAGAGAACUGACCCUCGUAAAAGGAAGAGAAAGGAGGGGGAUAUGUCGACACGCUCGCGCGCAGGGGGAACCCAUAUGGGAGUAUUGUUGCAGGAGUAGUGGUGAACGUAGAGGGUAGAAAGUAGAGACUAAAGAGUGGUGUUGAACGUAGUGGGUAGAAAGUAGAGAGUAAAGAGUAGUGUUGAAUGUAGAGGGUAGAAAGUAGAGAGAACAGAGGUGCCGUAGCUACCGCAAUUGUAACGGGAACCCGCUAAGAAAUGUAUUGUGACAUGUUGACCCCUACCUCCCCAUCUGCACGU
Molecule: messenger RNA, 2110 nt
Organism: Cryptotermes secundus
Lineage: Eukaryota; Metazoa; Arthropoda; Insecta; Blattodea; Kalotermitidae
Gene: Arc2
Exons: 2
Coding region: 1-1536 (511 amino acids)
Molecular function (GO): zinc ion binding; nucleic acid binding
Source: RefSeq, a predicted model, not a curated record